Molecule: messenger RNA, 735 nt
Organism: Penicillium argentinense
Lineage: Eukaryota; Fungi; Ascomycota; Eurotiomycetes; Eurotiales; Aspergillaceae
Product: class I SAM-dependent methyltransferase
Exons: 1
Coding region: 1-735 (244 amino acids)
Source: RefSeq, a predicted model, not a curated record
AUGUCUUUCCCAAUCGACAGUACACAGAUUAAAGAAGACAUGAGAAAAGCCUACAACAGCAUGGCAACCACCUAUCUAACCUGGACGGAACCAACCCACAAAACCCGACUAGAAUACCUGCAGAAGCUCCUCAAAAAGAUGGACUCCUCUAUCCGUCCUGGAGAAUCCCAAAACAUCCUCGAAUUAGGCUGUGGCGCCGGAAUACCCUGCACCAAACUAUUAGCCAACCGCCCAAACACCAGAGUAACCGGCAACGACAUCUCCGACGUCCAAAUCGCCCUUGCAAAAGAAAGACUCGUCCCUUCGGAGAAUAAUCUCACCUUGGUGCAGGGUGACAUGAUGAACCUCGCGUUCCCACCAAAGUACUUCACUGCCGUACUCGCAAUGUACUCGAUAAUCCACCUGCCGCGGGCUGAGCAGUCCACUAUCCUUGGACGAAUCUACGACUGGCUGGAGCCUGGUGGUUUGUUCUUGGCGAAUUUUGGGACGGCGGAGAGUCGGGGCGCGUCGGAUGAGGGAUGGCUUGGUGGGAAGGAUGGGUCUGUUUAUUGGAGUAGUUGGGGGAAAGAGGAGUUGAGACGAAUUCUUGGGGAGGUUGGAUUUGUGAUUGAGGUUGACGAGGUUGUUGUUGAUACUGAGGAGUUUGGUGGGGUUACGAAGGGAGUUGAGUUUCAGUGGAUUCUGGCUAGGAAGGAGAAUGGUACUCAGGGUGCUCGAGAUGAAGUUGAGAAUUGA